This is a messenger RNA of Mesorhabditis belari, 1620 nucleotides long. NCBI's taxonomy places the organism in Eukaryota, Metazoa, Nematoda, Chromadorea, Rhabditida, Rhabditidae. The record is from the annotation of a GenBank genome assembly.
AUGUUACUCUUUCUCAUUUUCUUUUCCUUAAUUGAAAUAAUCGCUUCUCAAAAUCCAUUGGUGAUCACAAAAUAUGGUCCUGUUGUUGGUACAACAUACACAACGACGAAUGGGGCGAAAGUCUCCGAGUUUAUCGGAGUCCCCUUUGCCGCGCCUCCAAUUGGGAAUCUUCGGUUUGAGAAACCCCAGCCACCGAUCCCUUGGACAGCUCCAAAACAUGUAGUCGCUUAUCAACCAGCAUGUGUUCCCUGUGAACGAGAACAGUACACUUUUUCUGAAGAUUGUCUCUAUUUGAACAUUUGGACUCCAUCUUUGAAUAAUACCCUUUUCCCUGUGGUUAUUUACAUUCAUGGUGGUGGGUAUAUCAAUGGAGCUGGAUCUAUGGAUAAUCGACAAAUGAGAGAGAUCUACGCUCAAAACGGAGUCGUUUUUGUGUCGAUUCAGUAUCGACUUGGAGUUCUUGGUUUUAUGACAUUAAAUGACACCCGUUUACCGGCAAAUCUCGGGCUAUGGGAUCAGAAUAUGGCGUUGAGAUGGGUACAAGAGAAUAUCGGGAAAUUCGGAGGCGAUUCAAAGCGAGUCACCAUUUGGGGCACUUCGGCCGGUUCGUCGUCGGUUGGGCAACACACUUUGUCACCGAAAUCACAAGGUCUAUUCCAACAAGCUUUUGAACAAAGCGCCUCCCCGAUUGCUGCUUUUGCACGCGGUAAUGAGAAUGUGGAAUUUGCGAUGAAUACAAUCAUUCAAUUGAGAUGUUCGACUCAUGGGGAUGUUAAAAGUUGUCUUCGUACCAAAUCUCUUGAUGAUUUUUUCAACGUAGGUAAGGGUUGUCAUUACAAUGAUCUCACAAUUUUUGCGACUUCUCCGAUGAUUGACGGGGAUUUCUUCACGGAACAACCUGAACAAGCCAUUCAAAGUGCUCCAGUGAUUCCCACUUUGAUUGGUCUCAAUUCAAAUGAGGGACGAUUGUUCAUCCUUCAAGCAGCACUGCCCUUUUCACUUGCAUCCCAAUCCUGGAAUUCGAUGACCGAUGAUGUUUUCUAUGAUUUAAUCGAGCAAUGGGUUGUCAAUCGAGGCUACAAUGAACAAGCACAACAAGCGGCUGAAGAUAUCUUUCAAUUCUAUGCUCAAAACAAUAAAAACGCGAGUGAUCACUACUUUUGGAUUGAGCAAUGGACAAGGCUUUUCACCGACUUUUUCUUUAAUGUUCCAGCUGUCAGGGAGGCAGUGUUGAAAUCACAGGCCAAAUCCCCAGUUUAUGCUUUUGUUUUGGACUAUUUCAAUCAAGAAACCUGGCCAGCUAAUUAUCCAUGUCAAGGUUCAACGCACACUUCCGAGAUGCCAUAUUGUCUGGGCGAGAAUGUUAAUUUCACUCCCACACAAGAGGAUGUUACUGUAGCCAAUUUUAUGAGAGAAUUUAUCAUUCAAUUCAUUAAGACUGGAAAUCCGAGCAUCGCCGCUUUCAAAUGGGAUCCAUUCACGGCCAGUCAGCUUCAAUAUCUCAGCUUUAAACCUAAGCCUUCAAUGUCGACAGAUCUCUUUGUUGACAGCUACAAUUUUUGGACGAAAACGAUGCAAAAGUAUAACUUUGACUUUGUGACAAGAAGAGCCUGGAGUGCU